Messenger RNA from Carassius auratus (goldfish), 2284 nucleotides. RefSeq lists its product as uncharacterized. Gene Ontology annotation, biological process: DNA integration; DNA recombination. The transcript has 3 exons. Gene Ontology annotation, molecular function: DNA binding. Lineage: Eukaryota; Metazoa; Chordata; Actinopteri; Cypriniformes; Cyprinidae. The record is from RefSeq and is a predicted model, not a curated record. The coding region runs from base 1 to 1950 and encodes 649 amino acids.
AUGGGUCAGACCUGUGAGGGCAGCCCCAAUCGAGACAGUGCGGUGUACACCUCAGUAUACGGUGCCCGUCCGGUCUCGGUGCUCUCACGGGGCCGUCCUGCCAACCCCGCCACCCUUGGUGCCUCGGGGCGCAGUGGUCUCCAGCGGGUCUCUGGCGCUGUGUCUCCCAGACGCUGCGUGAGGCUCGCUCCCUCUGAGGGGGGUCCAAGAGCAGUUAGCUCAGGUGGUUCCUGCGCUUCGGCUUCAGGUCCCCGAACUAGCUGUUCUAAUUACACCAGAGGCCAGCCUCGAGAGGCUGGUUCCCUUAGUAGAAUGUCUGACAGAAUGGAAAAGUCUGCCGAAUAUAUCUCAAUGGGCUACAACGGGGUGUUGCUCACAGUAGUGCAUCCCGAGCAGGCUCUGGUCAUGGAGCAAGAAGUGAAACCUCUUUUAGCGAAAAAUGCUAUAGAGCAGGUGUAUCCUCCCGACAGGGCAUCGGGUUUUUACAGCCGUUAUUUCAUUGUUCCAAAAAAGGAUGGAGGGCUGCGUCCCAUUUUAGAUCUUCGUCUGUUGAAUCAGGACCACUUUUCUUGGGGUGGUAUGGGAUUCGGUCACGAUGCGAGCCUCUCUUUCGCCCGCUCGUGUAGCCAACAUCCUCGCAGCCACUUCGGAGCUAAAGCUAGGCCAGUCACGCACUGUAAAACAGUUCGAGAGAUUGUUGGGAGUUCUGGAGAGAGUCCGCCAGGACGGAGUAAGUCUACUUCUCGUAGCUCCACACUGGCCGAGUCGAAUCUGGUUUGCGGACCUGAUUCAUCUCCUCGACGGUUCUCCCUUGGAGAUCCCGAUCAGGAAAGACCUUCUAUCUCAGGCAAGGGGCACUAUAUUUCACCCCCGGCCAGAGAUUUGGAAGCUUUGGGUGUGGCCUCUGAGGGGGCGCAACUCAUAGAGAGUGGUCUCUCAACUGAGGUUGUGGAGACCAUCCUUAGCUCCAGAGCUCCAGCUACGAGGAAACUUUAUAGACUCAAAUGGAAUGUUUUUUCUUCUUGGUGUUACCAACAUCAGUGUGACCCCGUCCACUGCUCUGUUGGCUCAGUUCUUGAGUUUUUACAAGACCGCUUCGCUUCUGGUCUAUGUCCAUCCACCUUAAAAGUUUACGUGGCGGCCAUCUCGGCUUUCCACGCCCAAGUGGGUGGUGCAUCUCUGGGUCGAGACCCUCUUAUCUCUCGUUUCCUUCGUGGCACCUUGAGGCUGAGACCUGCAACUCGUUCUAGAGUGCCGGCCUGGGACCUGGCUAUAGUUUUAGAAGGCCUUUCUAGGGCUCCGUUUGAGCCCCUAGAUUCGGUCUCUGAGAAGUUUCUUUCGUUUAAGACUACUUUUCUCCUUGCUAUUUCGUCCCUUAAAAGAGUCGGAGACCUUCAGGCUCUCUCGGUUUCUCCCACCUGCCUUGAAUUUGCACCUGGGAUGGUCAAAGCAUUUCUCUACCCGAAGCAGGGAUACGUCCCUAAGGUACCGACCGUUGUUCCGAGACCUAUUGUUCUGCAGGCUUUCUGUCCUCCCCCGUUUGCAUCGUCGGACCAGGAAAAGUCUAACCUCUUGUGCCCGGUGCGAGCAUUGGACACUUACGUUCAUCGGACUUCUUCUUUUCGGAAAUCCGAUCAGCUGUUUGUUUGUUUCGGGUCACCUAAGAUAGGUCUUCCUGCCACUAAACAGACACUUAGUAAGUGGAUAGUUGGGGCUAUCCUUCUUGCCUAUGAGUCUUCUGACCUACCGUGCCCUUUGGGGGUCAGAGCUCAUUCUACUAGGAGUAUGGUGGCCUCUAGAGCCUUAUUAUCUGGGGCCUCUCUUCAGGAUGUUUGUGAUGCGGCAGGCUGGUCCUCGCCACUCACAUUCGUCAGGUUUUAUAGCCUAGACCUGGACGCUACUCCCGGGUCUCAGGUUUUUAAUUCUAGAGGCGUUGGGUUUUCUGUCUGACACUCAGGCACUUGUAAUAUGGCGGUUUGGGUAUUCUCGUUCCCAAAGCGUUAUCGACGCAUCGUCUCUCCCUCGAUGGGGAACGUCUCGGUUACGUCUGUAACCUCGGUUCCCCGAGAAGGGAACGAGACGAUGCGUCUCCCUGCCAUACUUCCUUCAUUCCUGUGAUCGACUUGCUUCGGCACUGUCGAAGCUAACACCGGUUGCUCCGGUUGGGGUUUUUAUCAAUUCCUGGUCGUGACGUCACUCCUGACGCUCACUCUCGCCAUUGGACUAGUUGACAUGGAUGCUUCAGACGCACUCACGCAGAAUGCGUUCCCAAAGCGUUAUCGAC